Euleptes europaea (tarantolino) is the source of this 644-nucleotide messenger RNA. RefSeq names its product solute carrier family 66 member 3 (gene SLC66A3). Bases 1 to 597 code for a protein of 198 amino acids. The record is from RefSeq and is a predicted model, not a curated record. The transcript is spliced from 7 exons. NCBI's taxonomy places the organism in Eukaryota, Metazoa, Chordata, Lepidosauria, Squamata, Sphaerodactylidae.
AUGCUGGCGCUGGCCGACUGGAGCACCGUCGCGGUGUGCGCGGGGCUCAAGCUGCCGCAGGCGGCCGCUUUGCUGGCGGCCAAGUCCGCCCGGGGACUCAGCUUGGAGAGUUUGGUGCUGGAGCUGAGCGGCUUCCUUGUAUGCCUGCGAUACCACAGUUACUACAAUUAUCCUCUGUCAGCAUAUGUAGAAUAUCCCAUCAUCAUUGCCCAAGAUGUCAUUCUUCUUUCGUUUGUUCUGCACUACAAUGGCAAAAUGAAGCAUGCUUUGCCAUACACUGUCAUAUUUGUGGUGGGAUGGUAUGUGCUAGGUCUGCAGAAAUGGAUAGUGGACCUGGCUAUGAAUUUAUCCACUCUAGUUAGUGCAGCAAGUAAAUUUGCUCAGCUCAGAUGUCUCUGGCAGACUAAAGAUUCUGCACAAGUGAGCACCUUGACUUGGAGUUUAGCUACAUACACCUGUGCAGCAAGAAUAUUCACAACAUUGAUGACAACAAAGGAUCUCACAGUUCUUGUCCGUUUAGUGGUCAUGAUGGCUCUUAAUAUAUGGGUCACAGCAACUAUACUGCAUUACAGGAAAACUGCUAAAAAGACUGACUAAAACAUGAGCUCUUCUGCCUAUUUUAAGUAGUCUGGACCAAAAGGAAG